AUGCCCAAUGCCGGAGGACUCACCGACCGCGAAGCAGCGAUCGAUGCUUUGAUCCGGUUUGUGUGCGCACUGGACGAGGGCGAUGCAGAGCUGUCCGCAUCAUCACUGACAGAGGACGCCGUCAUGGACCUCACGCCCUUCAGCAAAGCCGGAAUGAAUUAUGACAUGAUAAACGGCCGAGAUAAUGUCGUCAAGAGACUGAUGGACGCGGUUGGCAAGCCCCUUGACACGACGCAUUGCGCCACGAACAUCCGAUGUACCGUCACCGGCGACACCGCAGAGCUCACGAGCUGUGUCAUGGCGCAGCAUUUCCGCGGUGGUCAGGGCCCAAGCCCGGAGUUUCAGGAUUACUAUCUCUUUGGCAACCAGUACAAGGCCAGCAUUAUCAGGGACGGGGAGCUAUGGAGAAUGAAGCGGUUCUCUAUCACGCCUGCUUGGGUUCAGGGAAAUCCUGCUGUUAUGAAGGUUGCUCCAGUCGCAGAAAACUGA
Exophiala aquamarina CBS 119918 is the source of this 489-nucleotide messenger RNA. RefSeq lists its product as uncharacterized. The record is from RefSeq and is a predicted model, not a curated record. NCBI's taxonomy places the organism in Eukaryota, Fungi, Ascomycota, Eurotiomycetes, Chaetothyriales, Herpotrichiellaceae. The transcript has a single exon. Bases 1 to 489 code for a protein of 162 amino acids.